This is a messenger RNA of Coregonus clupeaformis (lake whitefish), 1185 nucleotides long. Its product is annotated as general transcription factor II-I repeat domain-containing protein 2-like. Lineage: Eukaryota; Metazoa; Chordata; Actinopteri; Salmoniformes; Salmonidae. The transcript has 2 exons. Bases 214 to 1128 code for a protein of 304 amino acids. The record is from RefSeq and is a predicted model, not a curated record.
GGUAUUUAACCUGCAGUGGACAAACGAUUAUUUUUUUGUUCAAUGCAAAGAAAAGGCUGUUUGUCUCAUCUGUCAAGAGACGGUGGCGGUAUUCAAAGAAUACAAUCUUCGCCGACACUAUGAAUCCCGUCACAAAGACAAGUACGAUAGCUUGCAAGGCCAAAUACGAGCAGACAAGCACUGUGCUGCAAAGUGUUGACGUGGGAUUCUGUAAUGAAGGUUGUGGUGUCGUGCAUAAACUUCAUCAGAGCAAAUGGACUUAAACACAGGCAGUUCCAAGAAUUCCUGUCUGAACUGGAGUCUACGCACGGAGAUGUGCUGUACUACACAGAGGUCCGAUGGCUGAGCCGGGGCAGAGUUUUGAGGCGUUUUUACGAGCUGCUACCCGAAAUUAACGCAUUUCUUCAUUUAAAGGACAAAACGGUCCCAGAGCUGAUCGACCCAGAAUGGAAAUGGCACCUCGCAUUUUUAACAGACGUGACAGAAAUACUUAACAGCCUUAACUUGCAGCUACAAGGCGAGGGGAAACUCAUUUGCGACAUGUAUUCACACAUAAAAGCAUUUGAGGUGAAAUUAGCGCUGCUUUUGGAACAAGUGAAAAAGCGCAACUUCGUCCAUCUUCCUGCUACCCAAAACCUGUCGACAGAGAACCCAGCGGUCCCGUUCCCAGCUGAAAAGUGCGUGGAAGCACUGGAAAUGCUGAAGGCGGAGUUCGGUGUGCGAUUCAGUGAACUACAUGUUCAUGCAAAAGAAAUCCGUCUUUUUCAGAACCCCUUUGUUGCCGACAUUGAUGAAGCCCAGCCUUCAUAUCAGUUUGAGUUGGCUGAGUUACAGAACUGUGAUGUUCUGAAAGACGCAUUCAAGCCCAACAGUCUCAUUGACUUCUAUGCCGCCCUCCCAAACGACACAUAUCCAAACAUCAAAAAACACGCAAUGAAAAUGUCCACAGUUUUUGGCAGCACGUAUAUCUGCGAGAAAACCUUUUCUCGCAUGAAACUGCUGAAAACUCCGAUGAGAUCAAGAUUGACAGAUGAACAUUUGCAUCAGUGCUUGAGACUGGCUGUAACUAGAAUGGAACCUGAUAUUCAACUUCUCACCAGCCAGAUGCAGGCCCACAGUUCACACUGAUGAACAUACAUAGGGAAGUUGAUGAGAGAGAGCUGCAAACAGCGGUGUCUACAAGCC